Botrytis byssoidea is the source of this 1266-nucleotide messenger RNA. RefSeq lists its product as uncharacterized. The record is from RefSeq and is a predicted model, not a curated record. Bases 1 to 1266 code for a protein of 421 amino acids. The transcript has 3 exons. Lineage: Eukaryota; Fungi; Ascomycota; Leotiomycetes; Helotiales; Sclerotiniaceae. Gene Ontology annotation, molecular function: oxidoreductase activity; FMN binding.
AUGUCUGAUCCCCAAAAUCCUAAUAUUAAAAGUAGAAACACUCCACAAUGGGCGCUCUAUCAACGAGAGAUGUUUUGGAAGGACAACACUGGAGAAGUCCCUCCAUUUAGUACAGACCCAGGAGAUCUUGAAGAUUUGGCGAAAGAAUCAUUGACAAAAGGCGGAUGGUAUUACGCUUCCUGCAACGCAGGCCAGUCUCACACUCAUCUCGCGAACCGGCAGGCGUUCUAUCGCCACCGUAUUGUUCCUCGAAUGCUCGUCGACACAAACAAUCGCGAUACGAAGACGGAAAUAUUUGGCCACAAGGUCAGCGCACCUAUCGGAUUCGCACCUAUCGGCAUCAACAAGAUAUAUAAUCCAUUGGCUGAGUUGCCCGUAGCUAAGGUUGCAAAAGAAUUAAAUCUGCCAUAUUGUUUAUCAACAGCAGGAUCGACCUCAAUUGAAGAUGUAGGAGCUGCGAAUGGUGCCGGACCACGAUUUUUUCAAUUAUAUAUGCCGCAUGAUGAUGAGUUGACCUUGAGCUUGUUACAAAGAGCACAUGAUAGCGGCUUUACAGCUUGCAUCUUGACAUUAGAUACAUGGCAAUUGGCCUGGAGACACCGUGACGCUGCGAACUCGAAUUAUGCUUUCUAUCAUGGUGUAGGGACUGAUUUGGGGCUGUCUGAUCCCGUUUUCCAAAAACGGUUGAAAGAAGCCGGUAUCGAUCCAGAAAAGCAACCGAAUGAGGCCGGCGCGAUGUGGAUUGAUAAUGUUUGGCACGGACGCGCUUGGUCCUGGGAGAAAAUGCCUUGGCUCAUGGAGCAAUGGAAAAGAAUCAGUGGCGGCAAACCUUUUUGUUUAAAGGGUAUCCAGCAUGUUGCAGACGCAAGAAAGGCUGUUCAGCUUGGCGUUGAUGGCAUAGUCGUGUCUAAUCAUGCUGGGAGGCAGGUUGAUGGAGCUUGUGCAAGCUUAGAUGCAUUGGAAAAGAUUACCAAUGCUGUAGGUGACAAGACUUAUAUCAUGUUCGACUCCGGAGUUCGUGGGGCAGCUGAUGUAUUCAAAGCCUUAGCUCUUGGAGCGAAAUUCGUCUUCGUCGGAAGAUUAUGGGUUUGGGGAUUAAGUAUUAAGGGUGAGCUGGGCGUUCGACAUGUCAUGAAGUCUCUCUUAGCCGACUUCGAUAUCUUAAUGAAUGUAUCCGGAUAUCAGAAUGUGGAGCAGAUCGAUAGGGAUAGCAUUGAGAGUCUCCCGAAUUCUGCAUGUAUGAUUGCAGAGAAGUCGAAAUUAUGA